Molecule: messenger RNA, 195 nt
Organism: Puccinia graminis f. sp. tritici CRL 75-36-700-3
Lineage: Eukaryota; Fungi; Basidiomycota; Pucciniomycetes; Pucciniales; Pucciniaceae
Exons: 1
Coding region: 1-195 (64 amino acids)
Source: RefSeq, a predicted model, not a curated record
AUGAGUCUCAUAGACUGCUUGGAACAGGAAUUAUAUGCCCGAUCCGUUCCAUCAGCCCCGACGGCUGACUUUAUCAAGCAAGCCGAGGCACGAAUCGAAUUGGAUCAAGAAGGCCAACGCGAUCCUCGAACCCCCUCUGCGACCGAACAGAGUCUUUCUGGUCAGGCACCCCGGCGAAAUUGCGGCUUGGAGUAA